AUGUCUUACUGCGGACCAUCGUUUGCCAUUCCAUCCUGUGCCUCUGCUCCAGCUGUUGGUUUUGGAUCACCAGGCUUCCACACUUUGGGCUGGGGAGGAUUACACGGGACCCCCGGCUUCGCCAUUCCCUCCGCUGCCUCUGCUCCAGCCAUCGGCUUCGGAUCGUCAAGCUUCGCUCAUAACACCGGGGUACCCUCUGCUAGCCUGGGCGUUCUUUCUGGAGUCGAGCCUUCCUGCAUCAACCAGAUCCCACCUGCAGAAGUCUUGAUCCAGCCACCUCCCGUGGUCAUGACCCUCCCAGGACCCAUCCUCUCUGCUACCGGUCAACCAGUUGCUGUGGGAGGCAACACUCCGUGCGCUGUUAGUUAUGGUGGGCCUGGCAGAGUGGUUUCUACAGGUAGUUUUGGGUCUAUCGGAGGCCAAUUGGGGAGCUCCUGGGGCCGCAGAGGCAGUCUCAUCCCAUGGCGCAGAGGCAGUCUCAUCCCGAGGCGGAGGGGCAGCUUCUCCCCUUGCAUUUGA
Heteronotia binoei (common prickly gecko) is the source of this 519-nucleotide messenger RNA. Its product is annotated as feather keratin 4-like. The record is from RefSeq and is a predicted model, not a curated record. Gene Ontology annotation, molecular function: structural constituent of cytoskeleton. The transcript has a single exon. Lineage: Eukaryota; Metazoa; Chordata; Lepidosauria; Squamata; Gekkonidae. Gene Ontology annotation, cellular component: intermediate filament. Bases 1 to 519 code for a protein of 172 amino acids.